Messenger RNA from Rattus norvegicus (Norway rat), 6053 nucleotides. It is a transcript of the gene Ccp110, whose product is annotated as centriolar coiled-coil protein 110. Gene Ontology annotation, cellular component: centriole. The record is from RefSeq and is a predicted model, not a curated record. Gene Ontology annotation, biological process: centrosome duplication; regulation of cytokinesis; centriole replication. Lineage: Eukaryota; Metazoa; Chordata; Mammalia; Rodentia; Muridae.
GUUUUUGUUUUUUUUUUUUUUUGGUUCUUUUUUUCGGAGCUGGGGACCGAACCCAGGGCCUUGCGCUUCCUAGGUAAGCGCUCUACCACUGAGCUAAAUCCCCAGCCCCAGGUCUUCACGUUUGUGUGUCGAACACUUUAGUGCCUGAGCAUUUCCCCAGACCACACAUUCCUCCUAUUAGAGAUUUUUGUACCAGGUACUAUAGAGUUUUCUCAGUUAUGCCUCACAACCACUCUUGGUAGACUCUUUAAAACUCCUACUAUACAUAUACAAAAAUAAGCACUUGGAGGAAGGUAAAGCUCGGUUAUAGAUGGAAAUGGUGUCAGUAAGUAAUUUAGAUAAGAACUAACAAAAAUAUUUGUGGAUUUUUUUUCUGUCAUCUUGAACCUGUUACCAUUUCCUCUGGACAGUCCCUUCAGCUGAUCUUCAAAUGAGUGCAAAUAUAUUAAAGCUUUGAGUUGGCCCCUCAGGUUUAGCAACAUUUUUCAUUUAUAAAGAAAACAUUGGUGAAUAUUGUACAUUUUCCAUCGACCAAACAAAACAGGAAGAGACUAUCUCUAGACAGACAGACAGACAGACAGACAGACAGACAGACAGACAGACAGACAAAAAUACCGGACUACUUCAACGAACACUUUGGUAGCUUUAGGCCCUAAGGAGAAUUUCUAUUGUAAUUUAUAGUCAAAGCCCUUAGUUUGCAGUGAAGACUACUCUUCCCAGCGUGCAUCUCGGUUGCGUAAAGAACAUGUAAGCAAUUGCUAAUGUGCUGCAGUGCACUUUGGGGACUGUAGUCUAUGGAGGCCCAACCGCUUCAACUGCCCGCCAAACAGUCACCGGAAGUACCGGCCCUGAGGGGUGGAGUUGAGCUGGUGGCGGCGACAGCGGUUGCCAGGAUCCCGCGUUGCCGCCUGAGGGACCCGUAAUAUGGCGGGGAGGAGAAGGAGGAGAAGGCGGCGAACCCAGAUGCGCUCUGACUGAACCGACUGAGGCCUUUGCUUAUUAAGGAGGCUGGUCCACGGGCAGAGAAGCUGAUCGGGCGGUGGGUGUCAGUAAUUGUAUUAGGCGCCUGCUGUGUGCUGACACCAUUCUGUGCCAUGGGACUCAGUGAGCAAGACUGAGAAGGACCUGUUCUAUGGAGCUUACGCUUCGGUGGGAGAAGACACACAAAACUCACGGCAGUACAGGAGGCCAUUUCAGAUAGUGUGUGUGGUGGGAACAUGGAGGAAUAUGAGAAGUUCUGCGAGAAAGCGCUUGCCCGAGCUCAGGAAGCAUCACUGUCCACAGACAGCUUCCUGCCCGCCCAGGCAGAAAGUGUCUCACUCAUCCGUUUCCAUGGGGUGGCUGUACUUUCUCCACUGCUUACCAUUGAGAAGAGAGAGAAAAUUCAACAGGAAAAGCAGAAAGCACUUGAUGUGCAAACAAGAAAGCAGGCCAAUAGGAAGAAAGCCUUACUGACGCGUGUCCAGGAAAUUCUUGAAAAUGUUCAGGUUAGAAAAGCGCCAAAUGCCAGUGAUUUUGAUCAGUGGGCGACAGAAACCAUUGCCUCUAAUUCAGAAGUCACAGGCUUGAGUGUCCCUGUGACAGUUCCAAGUGACUUGCUGAGCCCCACUGAACACUGUACUUCAGGAAAGCUGGGAAAGACAACUGGACUACUGCCAGUGAAUAAUGAGGACCAACAAAGCCCUGAGAGGAUGGGUCUGCCUAAAGACUCAGAGGUGUUUGGUUCUCUGAAGCAGUGUGAGAGUCCAGGAAGCAGGUGGGCAGAAAAUGGAGCUGCUCCAAGGCUUUCUUCAGCAAGCUCACAAGAGACUGUCAUUUCUGACGAUCCCCUCUUAGCAAAGGAAGAACAGGAGCCAUCAUGUUUGGCUGAAGUCACUCCAGAUCCCUACAUAAUAAGCCUUCAGAAUCUAAUGAAGAGGUCAAAGGAAUAUGUGGAAAGAGAGCAAUCUAGCUGGAGUCUGAGAAGUAGUUUAAAGAAAAGUGUUCAUGAAACUCAUUCAGACAAAGAAAACGAUGCUGCUAAGGCCAGUGACUGUGUAAAGGAGAAGGCUCCACCCAUGCCCGUAGGCCGGCACUGUGGCUCUGCCAUCCCUGACAAACCAAGCCUUAAUAAGUCCAAUGUACUCCUCCAAGGUGCCUCUCAAGCAAGCAGCCUGGGCACCUCCGUUUUAGCUAGCUUUUUAAAAACAGACCUACCUGUAGGAACUGGUCCUCCCACUGUUCCAGAUGCCGAGUCAGAUUUUAAAGUUAUUCCUACCUUUGUUACUGAAAAUAAAGUUAAAAGUCUUAUAGGUCCAUAUGCCAAAUUACCUAGUCCAGAGCCAAGUAUGAGUCCUACAAUGCAUCGAAGGCAUUCCCGGUCAUCAUCAGCAUGUCAGAUCCUUAUAAACAACCCAGUAAAUGCCUGUGAGCUAAGCCCAAAGGGAAAAGAAGAGGCAGUAGAUAGAAUCGCUCCAGCUGCUGCUGAAACAAAUGAAUCUGAAAUUGUGCCAAAGCCACCAACUGAUUUGACAGGGGUUGGUUCAAGCAAGGUUUCUGCUACCAAAGUCAUGUCAGAUACCAUAAGAGAGAUGGUUAUGGGUAAGCCAAGUCAGGUGCAUCAGGCUUUAGGAAAUCAAUUAGGCAAUAAUGUCACUGUUGAGCAGUUUGCUAUGGAAGGUCCCUUCAUACCUGAUGGCAGGGGAAUGCAGAAAGUAGAUGGUACUUGUAUAGCUGUGCCCAAGUUGCAUGAACUGCAACCCACCAGUCAGUGUGUGUCAAGUCAAACCUUGGAAGAUGCAUGUGGACUCAAGGCAGCCAGUGUGCUAGCAAAAAACUCCUGCAAUGUACAGAUGGAACUGAAUAAAUCUUACGAUGUGAAACGCCCAUCUCCCUUACUUAUGCAAACCCAGAAUUCUAGACAGCAGAUGGACACACCUCCAGUGCCCCGCGGAAAUGAACAGUUUGUAGAUAACAGUUUUGAAAAAGUUAAGCGGAGACUUGAUUUAGAUGUUGAUAGUUUACAAAAAGAAAAUUGUCCGCAUAUUCUGACAGCUGGAUCAGCUGAGCAGGAAAGGGAACGUCCGCCAGAAAGAAGAUACCCUAAGGGAUCUGUCUAUGGUAACAAGAAUAAGAUGCUAGAAACUAGCCCUAAAGAAGGCCAGGAACUACUGAAAAGCAAGAUGUUAGCUUUUGAAGAAAUGCGGAAGAGACUAGAGGAACAGCAUGUUCAGCAGUUAUCACUCCUCAUAGCUGAGCAGGAGAGGGAGCAGGAACAACUUCAAAAGGAAAUAGAAGAGCAGGAGAAGAUGCUGAAAGAGAAGGCAGUGACAACGGAUGUCUCUGGCUUGAACAGUGCGCUGGAGCUGGAGUGGAGAAAAAGAAGCGACCCGGCUUUCCUAGAAACCAUGCUGUCCCAAGUGGACUCGCUUCAGACUUCAAACAACUCCGGCUUCCUAAGUUCUGCCCUGCAAUAUAGCUUUGGCUCUGCAAGUGAAGUACCGCUCUACCUCAGGGGAUCACUGACCAGUGGCGUGACCAAACUCUCAGUAACAAGGCCUUUUGGACGGGCCCAACCUAAAUGGUCUCAGGUUUUUAGUCCAGAAAUACAAGCAAAAUUUAAUAAAAUAACUGCUGUGGCAAAAGGGUUUCUCACUCGUAAACUUAUGCAAACAGACAAACUGAAGCAGCUUCGACAAACCGUAAAAGACACCAUGGAAUUUAUACGAAGUUUUCAGUCAGAAGCCCCUCUGAAGAGAGGUGUCGUCUCAGCCCAAGAUGCUUCCCUUCAGGAACGAGUGUUAGCUCAGUUGCGAGCUGCCCUGUAUGGUAUUCAUGACAUCUUCUUCGUAAUGGAUGCAGCUGAGAGAAUGUCAAUCCUCCAUCAUGAUCGAGAAGCCCGCAAAGAGAAGCUGCUCCGGCAGAUGGAUAAGAUGAGAAGUCCACGAGUGGCGCUUUCAGUGGCAACACAGAAGUCCCUGGACAGGAAGAAGUUCAUGAAAGUUGCUGAAAUGGGAAUGGCAAAUAAGAAGUUCCUGCUUAAGCAAAACCCUUCAGAAACAAGAGUCCUUCAGCCAAACCAAGGACAGAAUGCACCUGUUCAUAGGCUACUUAGUAGACAAGGAACCCCCAAGACAUCAGUGAAGGGGGUUGUGCAAAAUAGACAGAAGCCUUCACAGAGCAGAGUGCCUAACAGAGCGCCUGUGUCAGGAGCAUAUGCAGGAAAAACCCAAAGAAAGCGGCCAAAUGUUGCGACAAUUUAAGAAGACAGCACUCGCUGGGAUGAAGCAGGGAGCAGGGCUGCUGCCACCCACGUUCCACUCUCUAGUCAGGGCUUUUGACUUAGCCCUGGACUCUUUAUGCAGGCAAAGGGACAGCAAGGGCUGAGCAUUGGCCUGUCUAAUCUGGUCAGCUUGGGGAAUUCCUGCCUCAUUUUCCUAUUAAUGUUACUUUGGGUAAAAAUGAUUAGUAAUUGCCUUGUUUCUGAGCUUAGCCUAUAUAAAGAUAAUUUCUGUGCCCAGAGUCACCCUUUUUUAUAAACACGAAAAGAUACUUAUUUUUACAAAUUAUUGGAAAGAUAUCACCAAUUUUAAAUUAGCCCUAAAGCCUAAAUUUCAUUCAUGACUAUGUACUAAUUGCUGAAUUUGGGGAACAAAUUAGAGACGGUUCUAUUCAAAGGGAAAUUAUUGCAGGAAUAUCUGUUUUUCUAAUUUUAAACACUCAGAAUCCCACAUCCUUUGACUUGCAGUGUAGCUACACAGAAUGAAACACUUCCUGCUAAAUCCCACAUAAGAAGUGACUGAGGGUCUUGGUUUUGGGUAGAAAAGAAGACAUUUCUGCAGACAGCUGGUUGUUUUACGGGAAUGUUGGGUUUCCUGUGUGUUACUGUUGGGCAGAUGUAGACUAGAUUAUGUGCACUACCCUGGGAGGUGGCACAUUUAGAGGCCAUAGCACAGUUCAUGAGCACAGCACGUGGGUAUGCACUGUGAUGGGGCAGCAGAGCGCAUGCGGCUAGUUCUAGUUAGUCUGUACUAGUCUGUGUCUGUACUAGUCUGUGUCUAGUUCUAGUUAGUCUAUACUGUUUGUCUUCAGUCUUCUUUUUCUAGCAUGCUUUACAUAGGACAGAAUAAAGGGCUAUUUAAUAAGAAAUCCAGAUCUCAGAUAGCAUAGUAGUAAUACUGUCUAGUUUAAAACCUGCAGUAAAGGUACUCAGAUUUAUGGCUUUCGUGACUAACAUUGAAACAUCAACCAACAAUGUACCAAGAAAACACGAUUUUAUGAAACAGAAUGUCACUUACUAUGUAAUUCCAAAAAGGGCUUUGUGCUUCUUACAUAACAUUGGGAUUGUGUAUAUUUGAACCAUAUAACUUGAAUUUUAAAGAUAGUAGUAUUUUGAAGAUGCAGCCUAUAUAUUCUUAAUAACCUUUUUAGGAAUAUGGAGAUAAAGAUGGUUUUUCUGCUUUUCUUCCAUCUGAGAUUUGACUUUUAUACCCAGCCAGAAGUUACAAAAGAAUGACCCACUCUGGGUAUAAGCUUGGUUUCCUUUAUUGAGACUUCCCAUUCACUGAAGAGAAGAAGAAGACAGGCAAAAGGUCCAGGUCACAGAGUUUCACCCGUAGCAAAGGUGUGCCGCAGUGUUACCUGCAGUCACCGUUCAGGUGUAACUGUGCUUCAUCGUUCCAAACGCUCAGGACUCCGUGUAUCAUUGUGGGCUCGGCUCUUCAGUAAGGAAGAGGAGCUGAAAGGCUGUGUAUGUUAGUAUGAAUUACCUAAGUGAACUAUGUUUUGGAAAGUUACAAAUACUUUUAGAUUAAGGAUGAGAAACUGGAGUGUUUUUAAUUUCAUGGUAAAAGUUUGCUUGUUUUACAUUUGAAUGUUCACAGUUUUCUCUCAGAAAAGUGCCAGACACUGUUUUGUGCUUUUGAAGAAGUUUUAUUUAUAUGCAUUAUUUUUAUUGUUAUUUUUACUUUGACUGGAAUGUCUAUUAAUGUGAAUUGUGUUUAUUUUUAUACUUUGGUUUUCACUAGUUUUGCUUCUAGGUAAAAGGCAAAAUAAAGUUUUCAUCCUAAAGGAAA